UCAUACAAACAAACGUCAUUACUCGCUUAGCCAUGAGUGAAAGAUGUCAAACGAAGCUUUCAGAGAAAUUUGAUAAUAAAAAUUAUAUUAUUUAUUUCGGUAUUCUAUGUACGUCGAUCGCAAUUUUAUAUUUUUACAGAUUUCACUUUGCCACAAUAGCAUUUAGCUAUGUGUUGGGAUGUCUGGCUUGUUAUUACAUGCUCAAUUCGAGUAUUUUACACGAUUAUAUUGAAAAAUUAAAGUGCCAUUUCGUCGGUGAGACGAGCAAAGAUGAGGGAAAAGCGCCUGUCAAAGGUUGCGAGACUUGUGGGUCGAAGGACUGUGAAAGACAUGACUCCAGUGUGGCCGCAGACCCCUGGAUAGGGUUACAAAUACACAAACAGUUGGAUCAGGCUAUAGAGGAUUUCUACAACACAAUACUGGACCAGUUCAUAAACUCAUGGUACAGCAAGGUGACACUGCAGCCGUUCUUCGUGGACGAGCUGCGGUACCAGCUCAGAUAUGCGUCCGCUUGUUUACUGCAGAGAGCUAUUAAGAUAGACUACGCCAAAUUCAUAACGUCCCGGUUAAUACCGUGUGCGUUACGUCACUACUCAGUAUGUGCGUCACGUCCGGGGGUGGCGCUAGAUUCCAAGAUGGCGCUACAUCCGGCCGCCGCCAAUAGGAACGCAGAAUUAAAGUAUUUAAGAUGUAUCACGAACGCCAUAAUGCCGUAUUUAUUGAAGAAUAAUGAGUUGCAAAAUUCUGUAUUUCGUGUGUUAAUAAGAGAGAUAUUCGCUGGUUGGGUGCUAUUGUCUCUGACUGACGUAUUGGCCGAGCCUUACAUACUGAAUACUCUCAUUAUACUGGCCACGGGUGAUGAAAAAAUGGCACAGUUGCCUUCUACGCCUAAUUAUAAGGUAGAAUUCCUAGAAACGUUCGUCCGUCAGACGGAGUCGAUGUACAGCCGGCGCUGCAAACUGCUGAGGCUGGAGCUGGACCUCGUGAUCAGUGACCAGGAACUGUUGUACGCCUUCAUGCAGUACAUGAAGACCACCAGCCAUCUGCAUCUGUUACAGUUCUAUAACGAUAUCAAAUCAUUCCAAACAAAAAUCCUGAACCCCGAGCUAAGCGCGUCGGAGGAGGAGUCCCUGCAGCGCGCGGCGCGUGCGAUGUACUGCGCCUACCUGGCGGACGGCCCGCCACUACUGGCGCCACAUCUACACCACGACCUGCGGGACUUGCUGCAGCAUCAUAAUACUAUCAACGAAUUCCAAACCAGUCGAGCCCUGUAUCAGGCGGCGCGACAAUCACAUUCUGAAUUAGAAAAAAUAUGGCUGCCUAAGUUUCUACAUAGUGAAGAGUUUUACAAAUUACUUAUCGGAAGCAGGUUACCUACAGGAUAUCAGAAGCAAAUGGUAAAAAAACCUCAUGAUAGACUUCUCAACCAAGCUUUAAAGUUGGGGCAUCGUUUAAAGGGAGCUCUAAAACCUCAGACAGUAGAUGGACAAGUUUUAGACUGUUACACCAACUGUGAGGAGUCGGAGGGAGAUGGAGUGGACAAUAUGGAUAUAUUGAAGUAUCUAGACAAUCUGGCCGUUGAGGAGUCGUUGAGGGGACACGAUCUAAGCACUUACAAGGUCGUGUUGACGAAUGUUGAGACUAAGUUGCAAGUCCCACCCCGGCGUGGCGUGGUCCGUGUGUUCACACUGACGGUGCACCGCGCGGGCGGAGGCGCCGCGCCCGCCGAGCUGUGGGCACUCGACCGCUCCGAGCACGACUUCCAUCUACUGCGGAGCAAGCUGCACGAGUUCCACGGGGACGCCUUGCUGCACGACCUGUCUCUGCCCUCGCGCAGAGACAACAGUCCUUUGGAAACGCUGAGGUACAAAUAUGAGGACUUCCUCCAAAGACUACUGCAGAAAAGUUUGCUCCAGACUAGCGAACUGCUUCGAAUAUUCCUCACAGAAGAUGGUGACUUCUCCAUAGUGGUCCAAGCGUCGACCCUGAACGCUACUAGCACGGAUUUAGGCAAUAUUUACCAAAGCGUCGCGCUAAGGCUACGGAAGGAGAAGGGACAACAUCUAGAGAGCUUUCUCAGGAAUUUGUUGGUGUCUUCUGAUAUUGAGCGGUAUCAGGCCUUGAAGCAAGGAACAGCUCGUGACGUGGAAGAAGCUCAGGAAAUGAGCGAGGACGUCCCCGUCGAGGUGCAGUACAAACGACAACGUCACGCGCGCAACAUUCACACGUCCGUGUUCCAAAACAACUUUGACGUGGAACCCACGAUCAGUAAUGUUGAUACGGAGUACCAGAACUACGUUGUUGGGUUCACACAGUGUCUUAUGUAUUUGUUAAUAAAAGUGCUUCGAGUGAGUAGCGUGAUCACCCGCGUGGUGGGUGCGCUGGCGUCGCUGGCGCGUCCGGCGGCCGACCGCGCCGCGGACUGUCUGCUCCGCGCCACGCUCGACAACUUGCUCAGCCAGAGGAGGCUCGCGCAUCUUAUUAGGUUAGGUCAUGGUCUAUUAUUCGGUAAGCGCGCGUCCGUCCCCCGCGCGGACGCGAGCGUCCAGCGCGGGCAGGCGCGCGGCCAGCUACAGCGCGCCCUGCCGCGCGCCACGCUGGCGCCGCGCGCGCGGGCCGCCAUACUCAACGCGUUCGACAUCAUACAGGUGCCACACCUCAAUAAACAGCUGGUUUACAACUUACUGGAUUUGUGCAUCAUCGAGUUAUUCCCUGAACUCGGCGCCACAGACAAGAAUCCAUCCAAAGUACCAAAGAGUUGAGGAUGUAUAUUUCCAUGCAAGACGUAAUUUAUUUUAUAAAUAAAACACAACUAGGUAUUUUUUAUUUUUGUAAAUCUCCAAAAUACGCACGGUUGUCAGAUGUUAAUGAGGUUUAUUUAAUUUAUACGCAAGUUAUUGUGUAACUUUAUUGUAAAUAUUUGUAUUGUAUAAUAAUGAAUCUAUUUUUAUAAUAUUAGUUAUUGAAGCAAUAUUCGUUCACUUGACCCUUCGAGGUUGUAAUCGAAAGACCACAGAGUAUUUUUAAAUGUUUGCAGUGUAGACAAACACGAGAAAUAAAUUAUUUUGAUAAU
Spodoptera exigua (beet armyworm) is the source of this 3073-nucleotide messenger RNA. Lineage: Eukaryota; Metazoa; Arthropoda; Insecta; Lepidoptera; Noctuidae. The record is from the annotation of a GenBank genome assembly.